Molecule: messenger RNA, 1597 nt
Organism: Trachemys scripta elegans
Lineage: Eukaryota; Metazoa; Chordata; Testudines; Emydidae
Gene: SLFNL1
Product: schlafen like 1
Exons: 3
Coding region: 356-1591 (411 amino acids)
Source: RefSeq, a predicted model, not a curated record
CCCCCACCCCGCACUGGCUCAACUCCUGGGCCUGCAACAAGGAAUCUCUGGGCCUAGCUAUGCAGUCAAGGGCUGAAUUGAAGGAUCUGCUCUCUCCCUGGCUUGUUCCUUGCAGAAUAUAACAUUGUACAGGGGCUGCAGCCACAACAGGUUCCUCUGGGAAAGCUCCUGCAGGCGGAAAGGUGCCUUUGGGUUUACCAUGGCGCUCCACCGACCAGCAGCCCUGCCUGCAGCAGAGCACAGAGGCAGCACGAUGGAAAAGAGCCACUGCUAGUCUUGCUGCCUGAAGCAUUGGAACUGGAGCACCCUUACUGCUGGAGACAGGGACACUGGGAGCUGGAUGGGGUUCUGAGCAAUGGACAACGCACCGGAGUCAUCAGCAGAGGAGCCUAUGGAAGAGACAGCAGGGGAGCCAUUGGCAGAGCCCGUGGAGGAGGCGCUCCCUUGCCUGACUCACGUCUACACACUGUAUAUUGGGAACCUGAACCCCAAGUACUCGCGGGAGGUUCUCUGCAGCAUGCUGAAGGACAUUCUGGGCACUGCCAGCCUUCCCCUGCAGCGGCAUGACAUAGAAGUGGUGAAGAAACCGAGACGGGCCUAUGCCUUGGUGCAGGUGGCCACCGAGCUGAGCCUGGAGAACGUCCUGAAGCAGCUCCAGGUUGCCUCGGACAUGGAGCAACAUCUCCUCAGGGAGCUAGUGAUGAAGGGGAAAACCCUGGUGGUGGGGGAAGGCAGGCGAGCCUCGCCCAGUGCUAAGGAGUGCCAAGAGAGUGACACACAGAUGAAUGGUGCCAGCGCCCCAGAGUCUCCCAUGCUGGGGCGUUUGCAGUCUGGCAAGAGCAGGCUGUGGGGGGCCGAGGAAGCCCAGCCCAGCCCUUGUUGGAAGGGCCCCCCUCAAGCCCGGAAGCUGAUGGAGCGGCCGGCAGUGUUUCUUAGUGGCACCAGGUCAGACAGCGCCAUCGUUCGGAGGGAGAUCGUGGGCCAGGAGCGCUUGUUCUAUGGAGCCUUCAUGGGGAGUGAGACCAGGAAUGUGGAGUUCAAGCGGGGUGGGGGGGAAUACCUGAGUGUGACCCUCAAACACCACGUCCGGAAGUAUGUGUGCGCCUUCCUCAACAGUGAAGGGGGCAGCCUCUUUGUGGGGGUGGAGGACAGCGGCUUCGUGCAUGGGGUCAUGUGUGGGCACAAAGAGGAGGACCGCAUCCGCCUGCUCAUCGACUCCAUUCUGAAAGGGUUCAAGCCGCAGGUGUUCCCCGAUGCCUACACCCUGACCUUCAUCCCUGUGGUCAAAGCAGAAGACACCGGCAUCUUCCUGAAAGUGAUCCGGCUAAGCGUUCAUCUGCCCAGGCAGCAGGGGGAGCUGCUGCUUUAUGAAACGGACCAGGGGGAAGUGUACCUGCGCCGGGACGGCAGCAUCCAGGGACCACUCUCUGGGAGCGCCAUCCAGGAGUGGUGCAGGCAGAAAUGGACAGGAGAAGUGAGGAAGCUGGAAGAGCGAAUAGAGAGUUUGAUGAAGGAGAAGGAGAGCCUGCAGCAACAAAUCAACCAGCAGCGGAGCCCGAAUCCCAGAUCUAGAUUCUGCACCAUCCUGUGAGUCACA